AUGGCCUUGACUUCGCCUGCUAACUUCGCGCCGGGGAUGCCCGCCUCGACGGGAUACCCGGUGCCUGCCAUUCCAGCUGAAGCGCAACCCGAAACUCCAACCAGAGGUACCUUUGGCACUGAGUUCUUCAAGAUCUUUGCAGGUCCCAAGAAGGUGACUCGAGAGGGUGCGGCGCCGAAACGCCGCGGCCCCAAGCCCGACAGCAAGCCCGCGCUUACUCGACGACAGGAGCUGAAUCGCCAAGCUCAGAGGACCCAUCGCGAGCGAAAGGAACAAUACAUGCGAGCUCUGGAGACCGAGGUGUCACGAUUGCGGGAGGCUUACACCACUGAAAUUUCCGAUGCGAACGUCACGGUUCAACAACACAAGGAAAUGCUCCAUACGGCGCGAACCGAGAAUGAAAUUCUGAAGGAAAUUCUGGCCGCUCACGGUAUCAACUAUGCCCCCGAACUGGAGCAGCGGAUGGCUGAGCGUGGCUCGCUGGCUGGAUUCCAGUCGAGCCCCGUCGCAGCUAGCAGCUCGGGAUCAAAUACAGCCGCCUUCACCAACGCUACCAGCAAUCAGAAUGUCACACCAGCAACUUCAAUUUCCACCGGCUUGAGUCCACAAGCGACUGGUGGUGUAGAACACGCGGAUGUUUCUCCCCCGAUGGGCUUCGUGCCUCAGCAGCAAGUAUAUCACGCGAGUCCGAAUGAAAACCUGGGAUUGGACCGGUCUGCGGGCCAGGUUGUCGACACCCCCAUACCAACAAUGCGCGGUGUUUUUGAGAGCGACCCACAGCUCCAGGUAGACUUUAUCUUGACACUCGAAGGCCCCUGUCGGGAACACACCGACUACCUCUGCCGUCGUUCCAUCACCGAGGCCGACGACGAGGACAUGCCCUUCUCCGGUCAUGCUUUGAUGGCCACCUGCCCACCACCCAGCUACAUCGCCAACACCACCCCCGAACAGGCAUACCCACAUAAGACCUAUGACCUGCCUCUCGCUAACCUUGGAACUCUGCUCAAUCUUAGUCGCCAACUCGUCACCGACGGCCAGAUUACACCAAUCAUGGCGCUGCAGUGCUUGAAGAACCACGAGCUGUAUCACUCGCUCAGCCGCGACGACAUCAAGGUUAUCGUCGAGACGCUAAACACCAAAGUCCGCUGCUAUGGUUUUGGUGCCGUUGUUGAGGACUUUGAGCUCAUCGACUGUUUGAGUAGCGUGCUGGGCACGACCGUGGAUUUGAGCGUGGCCCGGGUCGGGGAUGACUCGAUGUAUGCUUGA
Molecule: messenger RNA, 1266 nt
Organism: Penicillium daleae
Lineage: Eukaryota; Fungi; Ascomycota; Eurotiomycetes; Eurotiales; Aspergillaceae
Gene: flbB
Product: protein flbB
Exons: 4
Coding region: 1-1266 (421 amino acids)
Cellular component (GO): RNA polymerase II transcription regulator complex
Molecular function (GO): transcription cis-regulatory region binding; DNA-binding transcription activator activity, RNA polymerase II-specific
Source: RefSeq, a predicted model, not a curated record